Molecule: messenger RNA, 3406 nt
Organism: Nerophis lumbriciformis (worm pipefish)
Lineage: Eukaryota; Metazoa; Chordata; Actinopteri; Syngnathiformes; Syngnathidae
Gene: nkx2.2a
Product: NK2 homeobox 2a
Biological process (GO): regulation of transcription by RNA polymerase II; cell differentiation
Cellular component (GO): nucleus
Molecular function (GO): DNA-binding transcription factor activity, RNA polymerase II-specific; RNA polymerase II cis-regulatory region sequence-specific DNA binding
Source: RefSeq, a predicted model, not a curated record
CUUAUAUGGACGGAUCGAACAAGAACAUGUCGUUGACCAACACAAAGACGGGCUUCUCUGUAAAGGACAUUUUGGACCUUCCGGACACGAAUGACGAAGAAGGAUCUAUCACCGGGGCGGAGGAGGACACGGAGAGCACGUCCACAACGAAAAGCACUGGAGUUUUGGUGAAAAGUCCACUGGAAACCGCGCAGAACUUGCCUUUAAAGAACCCGUUUUAUGACACCAGUGACAAUCCUUACACGCGAUGGCUUGCCACGACGGACAGUAUUCAAUAUUCAUUGUUCCUCCCCUUUCUCGCCGCCGCAGUGCACGGCCUCUCCGCCGGCUCGCAGGACUCGGCCAAGUCCCCGGAGCCGUCCGCGGACGACGAAUCGCCGGACAACGACAAGGAGACGUCCAGCAGCGGCGGCAGCGACUCGGGCAAGAAGCGCAAAAGACGCGUGCUCUUCUCCAAGGCGCAGACCUACGAGCUGGAGCGCCGCUUCCGGCAGCAGAGGUACCUGUCCGCCCCGGAGAGGGAGCACCUGGCCAGCCUCAUCCGCCUCACCCCCACCCAAGUGAAGAUCUGGUUCCAGAACCACCGGUAUAAGAUGAAGCGAGCCCGGGCCGAGAAAGGUAUGGAAGUGAGCCACCUUCCCUCCCCCCGGCGGGUGGCGGUGCCCGUCUUAGUCCGGGACGGGAAGCCGUGUCACACCCUUAAAGCCCAGGACUUGGCGGCCACUUUUCAGGCCGGGAUCCCGUUCUCGGCUUAUAGCGCGCAGUCGCUCCAACACAUGCAGUAUAAUGCGCAGUACAGCGCCGCCGCCACGCCGCACUUCCCCACGGCGCACCACUUGGUGCAAACGCAACAGUGGACUUGGUAAGGGGACGCGCUAUAGAGAGACUUUGGGAAGAUUCCACGCACCGCCACACGCAAAAGAGAGGCAACGCACACACACACACACAUCAACACACACACAAACAAAAGACUUCAUUUUUUUUUGCAGCAUAGUACCAUUUUUAUUCGGGGCUCAUAUGUGCGCACCGUGUUUACAUGUUUUCGUUAAGAGAACUGGCUCCCUUAAUCGUCCCUUAUAGAUUUUAUUGAGAAUGUCAAUGCUCUUCUUGUGAACAUUUUUUUUUCGUGUGUGUUAAGGUUGUAGAUACAUUUUCUUUACCCCCCCUCGUGUUAUUAUCAGCACGUGUACGAACCACUUUAUAAUUAUAGAAAUGUUCAUUUCUUGCUUCUUUUAUGGACCGACAAAUAUUUAUGGCCAUGAAUAAACACUGGCAACUUUUCAGAUAUUCCGAGCCUUUUUUUCCCCCCGCCCCAUGUACAUUUUUGGUGCAAAAAUUCAAGCAAGUAAAUAAAAAAUAAAAAAUAAUAUAACGAAUUCAAUCACACAAUAGACGGCGCUCGUGUAUUUAUUUGUUUAUUUACACAAACCCAUCUACAUUAAACAAUAUUAUGAAAGAACAGAGCAGUAUUUUCUGUUUAAACACAUUUAAUCCAGGGGAAUAUUUCCCCUAAAUCCAAACACCUCACUAAUAAAGCCUGAAGUCACUUGUGAAAUGGGACCAAAAUCCACUCACUUAGUAGAAGAGGGCUCCUCCACACAAGAAGCUUUUAUGUCCAAAGCUCUCCUUUUUGUCAGCAUCUGCAACUCCUCCGUGGCCCUGUGCGCAAAGUCGUUGCGGUGUCAAGUCGUUCACGUCGUCUAACCUGCAGAAAUGCAUUAGUAACAUUUUCCAAUAAACUUAAUAUAGAGUUGUAGAAAUGUUAUUCCCUCUGCCAAAUAUCACUCUCAAGGGAACAUACUGUGUGAAUUAUUUGGCUUCAGUCAAUAUAACCUUGUGGUUAAAAAAAAAAAAAAAAAAAAAAAAAAAAUCUAUAUGCAUUCUGUUUGGCCUGGUUAAAAAAAAAAAUCUCCGAGCAGAUGUUAGAGCCGCCUCUAUCAUCACUGAACAAACAGCUAAAUUGGACAGAUUUGCUAAUUAUUUACAAAACUGUGUCUCAGGGGAGCUACUGAUUUAUUAUUUUUUUUGCAGCAUUUGUUCCAACACGGGGUGAGCUUGUAAGGUCGAAUAAUUCAAUGUGAUGGAGGUAUUUCUCGUUUUAUAAGGUGUGAUAUUAUUUUAAAUCCAUAUACCAAUAAUUGCUUCAGUUUCAAAUAUGUUUUUAUUAAUUUACUUUACAUUUAAAUGCUGUGAAAUCUAAGGGUGCAGUGAUUUUUUUUAUUUUUGUUUGCAGUAAUUUGUAAGCGUAGUUAUUUUGAUGACGAUAUUUUACUGUGAAAUCCUGGUAACAUUUUUACAGUGCCGUUUAAAUAGAGGCAUCCCAGCAGGCACAAGACAUGGAAAUGUUUACCUCUAAAACGGACUUCUAACAACAUUGCAAAAAAAUUGUAUUUGAAAGUUUAAACAACAUUGCAAAAUAGUUGUAAAUUGAGACACCAUUGAUGUCUAAAGGAAAAUGACCAAAACGCAAUGGUCAAAUCAACAUUACAACCGGAAGUUAAAUAAAUGUUGUAAAAAGUCUGUUGUUUCAACGUUGUAUUUGUGUUGUAGAAUAUUGGUUGAGAUAUGUCCAAAAUUCAAAAGUCAAAUCAGCAUCAGAACCCGACGUUGAUUAAACGUCGUCAUACAGUUUUGUUCCAACGUUGCUGAACGUCAGGACCAUAAUUCAACAAGUUCUCAACGUUGUUUCAAUGCCUGCUGGAUUGGUCUGAUUACAUUUGAUUGACUCUAUUAUUGCGCAAUAUUGCUCGAGACACAUGGAUGUUGAAGGCGUGCGUGUUACCAGGCAGCGGCUGAAGGAUGCAGACAGUGGAGGGGAAAAAAAUGAGGAGAGAAAGAAAGUGUGUCAUAGUUUGUUGGUGCUGUUCAGAGUCAGGGAGAUGUAUGUUUGGGCUUUUUGUCCGCCUGUCACUCGGUGUCAUUGUGAUCUUUUACUACACACGUUGCAUCCCAUAUGGGCAGCUGCGGUGCAUUGGGGAAAGAAAAAAAAAAGAUCCUUAACAAAACCCAAAUUGUACCAAGCUUUCAAGUAAAGCAUUGUUGUCUAUGAAAGAAAAACGAAUUAAAAAUUCGCGCUAUAUCUAUUCUGGUCUCUCAAAAAGAAAGCUCUAUUCACAGAUAACAGGGAGUCCUUCUUCCUUAUAGAGCUAUGCCAACAAGAGCCCUCUCAUUUCUGCGGUGCCUCCGUCCUCCUGUUUGACAAAAGUCAAAGGCGGAUUAUUGUCUGCCCGGGGGGGGGGGGAAAGCGCGUAACGCAGUGCAAAAAAAUCUUUUUUUAAAAGCGGACUCUGCUCUUCUUGAAUUUUUUCCAAUUGUUUACAAAAAUACAACAUAGCUGUGUAUAUCUGUGCAGAGUGAAUAGCAUUUUCUACUGAAAACAACAACAAUAACAAAAAAACAAAAAAAA